CACGCGGCGCGAUUCGCGCGCUUUUCUGAAUCGAUGUUUUAGUGUUCGAAAUCCGAAGUUUGAAUCGAAGUUUGUCGAUGUUUUUUUUAUCUGUGUAAACUCAGUGUGUGUUCUUUAUUGAGUUGCCAGUAUUUAACGUGAGCAUCGGUAAAGUCGAUCAAUAAUAGUGCGUUAAAGUGAGGUGUCGAAAUGGUGAUGGAAUCGGCGCAACCCACGGGGCGGUUCUGGCCACUGUCACCGCGGCUCUGGAGACGCAGCAGCGAAUAUUCGAAAGUGGUGUUCGAGCCGAGAAAACCUCCUCUUUCGCCUAUCGAAAUACGAAAGCAUCGAAUUGACGAAACCCCAGAUUUGUUGCGAACAAGGCAUUUUAUAAACCGCUUGGAGCAUUUAAAUUUGGACGUAGAUUUAAAAGAAGAGAAGAGAGAAGUAGUCAAGGAAGAAAAAGCAGAUGAAGUUAAGCUCAGGUGUAAGAAGCGGAGGGAGCCAAGGCCUAACAGUCUACAGUUGUUGUUGUGUCCGUCCAGUUCAGGGCAUUAUAGCAGCAAUACGUGGCGGUAUACCAGGGUGCGGUCAAAGAGUCAUGAGCCGGAAGGCGGUGGGCGGUGCGGCGAGGGGCCGCUAGCGCGCGCCAUGCAGCCCGCGUCGCCGAAGCGGCACGCGCCGACGCAGACGCACGGCACAUCCCAAGACCCGUCCACGCUGAAGGUCCACCUGCCCAACGGCGGCUUCAACGUGGUCCGCGCCUCAGCAGACGAGGACGUGCGUUCAGUGAUCAGAUGCCUCGCGGCGAGGCUUGCGGCCGGCGAGCGUGUUUACGCGAGCUGCUUUGCAUUACGGGCGAGGCGGUUGACUACCGGGAAGAUCCGAUGGAUCCACCAAGACACGCCGGUCUCCGAGCUGCUCGCCGCGUGGCCAGCCAGCGAGUGGCGGCUGGAGCUGCGCGUGCGCUACCUGCCCGCCAACCUGCGCGACCUGUGCGACUCGGAUCGUGUCACCUUUCAUUAUUACUAUGACCAGGUGCGACAUGACUACCUCAACGCCAAUCAUCCGAUGGUCGACCACGACUUGGCUAUACAGAUAUGUUGCUUGGAAAUCAAAUACUUCUGCAAGGACAUGCAAAUAUCCAUGGACAAGAAGUCGAAUAUCGAAUAUUUAGAGAAAGAGUUUGGACUGCACAAGUUUGUGCCUAAAUCCGUGCUGGACGCUAUCAAACCGAAGGUGCUUAAGAAGUCCAUACAACAGCAGUUUAAAAAGGUGGUCGGCCACCUGAGCGACGCGGACUGCAUGCUGAAGUACGUGGAGACGAUGCACACGCACUACGGGUACGAUAGAGAGACUUUUACGGCGGCGCUCGGCUCCGGGUGGGCGAUACCCGUCGAGCUUGCUAUCGGGCCCGAUAUCGAUAUAUCAUACGUAUCGCACAAAGCGGGCGAGCCGCCGACGUACACCAAAAUAGCGUCGUUCAGCGACAUCAUCGCCGUGCAAACGCUCAAGUCCAACUGCACACAACAGUCUCAGACGCAGAGUGGAUCAUCAUGCGGUAAAGCUGCGUUACAGUUACGAGUUAAAGGUGCAAGUGAAACGCUAACUAUCACGUGCAGUAGUGUUGAUGCUGCAGAAAGCUUAGCGGAUCUAGUCGAUGGUUAUUGCCGACUCGUCACUGACUCGCAGACAUCACUGUGGAACAGAACCACUGAAAUGAGCAGCAGUUCCUCGGAAGGGAAGACGAGCUCUUGGGAAGGAAAUACAGCCACUAUACUGUCUGAGGAUUACGCUGAGAUCGUUGACGAUGACGCUGACUAUUCAACUCCGGCUGUUCGUGACUACGAGUUGGUUCGUAAUCAGAUUGAAUUAACCGGAAUAAUUGGCGAGGGGCAAUUUGGUGACGUUCAUAAAGGUACAUGCAAAGUGACAUCAGCCAACCACCCGUCCCUGCGCCGUCAACUCGCGAUACAAAAGCAACAAGGGAAAACUCCCGCGGGGGAAUAUGUAUUGCCCGUAGCGGUGAAAACUUGCAAGAUGGACGCCGAUUUGGACACCGCUGAGAAAUUUCUGGAAGAGGCUUAUAUAAUGCAGCAGUUCUCACACCCGCAUAUAAUCGGUCUAGUGGGAGUGUGUAGCGCGCCGCCGAUAUGGAUUGUGAUGGAACUGGCCACUUUGGGAGAAAUGAGGGCGUAUUUACAGCAGAAUUCUCAUAGAUUAGAAACAUGCACGCUAGUGUUAUACAUCUACCAGUUAUCGACCGCGCUCAGCUAUUUGGAGAGCAAGAAGUUCGUGCACAGAGACAUCGCCGCGAGAAACGUACUAGUCUCCACUCCUACUUGUGUUAAGUUAGCGGAUUUCGGCCUAUCAAAGAUGGUAGAAGAUAAAUCAUACUAUAAAGCGUCGCGCGGGAAACUGCCCAUAAAGUGGAUGGCACCAGAGUCUAUUAAUUUUAGACGAUUUACAUCCGCUUCGGAUGUUUGGAUGUUUGGCGUGUGCAUGUGGGAAAUCCUCAUGCUGGGCGUCAAACCGUUCAGCGGCGUUAAAAACAACGACGUUAUAGGCAAGCUCGAGAACGGGGAACGGUUAGCGUUACCGCCCCGUUGUCCGCCGCGCCUGUACUCGUUGAUGUCCCGGUGUUGGGCGUACGAGCCCUCGCACCGGCCCACCGCUUCGCAUCUAAAGGAGACGCUCUUCGAGAUCCUGCAAGAGGAGCGCAGCACGGCGUGGGACACGAUGCGGCGCGAGAACCGGCGCGUGGCCGCCGCCUCCUGGGGCGACCAGCCGCCGCCCAAACCCACGCGACCCGCUAACAACCUCACACCGGCGGAAUCAUCGACCCCGGGCGGACCGCAGACUUACAUAGUGGCGCAGAACCCGCUCGUACUCGCCCACCUGCUGCGUGAGAACCAAGCCCGACCGCUACACCCGCAGGCCUACAACACACCCGCAUCGGUAUUCAACACGGUCGCCGUGGACUUCGCGCAAACUCUACCGGAGAACGAACUCGAAAAGAUCGCGAACCCGAAGCCGGACGAGGUCAUCGAUAUACCGCUGCACACGGCACCCAUCCCCGCGGGGACCCUGCACCGGCUCGACCCGGUGGCCCCCGAGGCCCCCGCACACCCUGUAGGACCCCCAGGGUCGCCCCCCGGGGGUACUCUAGCGGGGCGCGUGGAACAGCCCCAAAGUUGUGAUAAUCUAUGCGGGGCCCCUGAGUACCCCAGCCGUGUGCGCUCGCUAGAACGUGCCCCGCGCCCUGAACGUGCCCCAGCCCGUAUGGGUUCGUUGGAACGCGCCCUCCGCCCCGCCCCCUCCCCUGUCCCUAUCGCGCCCUUCACUCGACAACACUCAGUCCCCGCCUCCCCACCCCGUAACCGCCGCGAACAAGAUAUAGGCCAGUUCGCAGUUCAAGGCGCUUUAAACGCACAACUUGCAGCGAGUGUAGUUAAUAAAAUGCGCCAACAACCCGAUCCACCUCUUGUAGAGGAAAUAUAUGACUUCGGUGGAGAUAACGUUAAGAGUUGCGCGGCGAUCGCAGCUCACAAAGCCGGUUUGAAACCGCAGUAUCGUGCCAUUUCUAACAUGGUCGCUUCCCACCCGUCUUCUUACGGCGUUCCAGUUGGUGUAGUGCAGGGUGUGCCGUAUCAAAGUCCAAAGCCAGGGCAGGCGAAAUCCAGUCCAAUUCGAGUGGCAGGUCCCCAGCAGGCGUCGGCAGGCCCCCAGCAGGUGUUGGCGGGCCCCCAGCAGGCCUCCGGCGGGUCGCAGCUGCACGGGUCCGCGCAGCCGGUGCUGUACCGGCCGCAGGUGGGCAGCUCGCAGGCGGCCUGCACUGCGGGCUCGGCGGGCCCUGCAAGGCCCCAGCUUGCUACACACAGCGCGGGCCCUACAAGACCCCAGCCCCCUACACACGGCGCAAUGGACUGCGACAUGGCGCAGAGUCCAGAAUUCGAUACGGAGCAAGCGGUUGAAAGGCGGCUUCUGGCUGAACUAGCGAGACAGCAACAUCAGAGCGAAGAGGAUAGACGAUGGUUGCAAAUGCAAGAGGAUAAUUUGAAGCGGCUCUCAAACGUGCAGCUAACAACGUCGAGCACGGAGGAGUCGGGCGAGAACAAGGGCGAAGCGCCCGCUACACAUGAUAAACCUUCUAGUCAAACACAUUCAGUGACAAAUUCAACAGAAACCAGUCCAGCGAAUACAGUGAAACCCAAAGAAAAACCGCCCAGUGAAGAGAAAAGCACUCCAAGUUCAUCAACCACGAACAAAGAGCCAGUAUACGUAGCCACUACCGAAGUGGUGCGCUGUGUUAUGCGUCUCGCUGGUGGGGCACACGCUGCCUCUGGGGCAAAUGGGGCAAACUCCGGGGCAAAUGGGGCGAAUGGGGCAGGUGGGGCAGGCCCGGAUGGGAUAUUGCGUGCCGUGAGAGCAGUUGGUGCGGCCUUGAGGCAUUUAUGUGCGACUGUGGAUAGACUGGUGCCAGCUUACCCGCCGUCUGCGCAGAGGGAGGUGGAGAUGGCCCACCAGGUGCUGAGCAAGGACAUGUCGUCGCUGGUGGAGGCCAUGCGGCUCGCCAUACACUACCACACCACCACGCUGCACCACGAGUACACCAAAAGCAUGCUAGCAGCCGCGCACGUGCUCGCAAUGGACGCGAAAAACCUUCUCGACGUCGUGGACUGCAUCCGCGAACGACAUCCACACAUUGAUUGGAGAUCCGCCCUACUAUCCCCCCCUCCCUCCCCCAUCCCACACGACCCCCCGCACACCCACGACCCCCCACAACCCCCUACCCCCCAAGAGGAACCCCCCAAACCGGACUUCAAGAUCAACCAACCAGUAACUACAAGCGCAACGGUGCUAGACCAUCCAAAAGAACACAACAGCCUUCCAAUCACGUCCAACCGCGUUUCUACCCUCAUACAUAAUUAUAAUUUGUACGGAAAUGUUCGAGAACCGCACAUAUAUGGGAACGAAGGCGCCUUCCAACAUUCUCAGUCAGUAGAUGACUCGAAGAUCGAUACAGCCCCCAUAGAGUCAGUGAAGAGUCGUGUUCAAGCGAUUUCUGGAAAGAUCGAUCCGCCCCCCAUAUAUUCGAUCAGCAAAAAGAAUUCCAUAGAUCAAUCUAUGAGCCACAGCGAUCAAGGUUGAUGCGUUCGCUUGUAGUGUAGUUUCAGCCGGGCUAUGAUAGUUCCAAAAAUGGAUGCAUUUAAUUUUCCUUUUUGACGUACGCAAUGCCGCUUAGUAGAAAGCUUAAAAGACAUAAAAAGCUCAAUAUUGUUUGUAGAUUAGAAAGGUCUAGAAUUCACCCCCGUUAUGUCGUUUUUUUUUUAAUAUCUGUGUCUAUUUAUCAUAGAUUAUAUUAUACAUAACCACAUCGCGUAAACCUAACCUCUUUUGCAUUUGUAGUCUGUGUAAUUUUUUUUAACUCACGUUCCAUUUUCCCGCCAUUUCACGGGUAUACGCGAUUUGUAAUUUCUAGAUACAUGUAACGUUUACAUAUCAUCGGCAUUGUUGCGCUUAAAAUUCUAUCAUCGUGUUGCUUGUCGUAAAAAUUAUAACAUAUAUCUAUUUAUUCACACAUUAUUGUAUAUGUUUUCAAUCUACACUUGGAAAAAUCUUCGCUUUGUUGAUGGAAAUUACACCUAAACACAUUCCUUACGCACCUUGAUUUAUAUAAUUAUAAAUUGAUAUAUUUUUGCAUAUUUGUAUUCGUUUAUUGUCAACCGAACAGUGUAUACAACUAAAUCUUCCGUGGCAAACAAUAAUUUUAUAUAAAUUGUUUAACGUUUAUCGUAAAGUAUUAUUUGUAGUCGUGAAUGUAUUAACGCUAGUGAAUGUGUAUAUUUUAUUAUUAUUAUUAAGGUCUAUACAGUGUCACAAUGUCGCAUUUACAUCUGUAACUCAGUAUUCGACUCGAGCUAACAAUAAUUUCUUUGUAAAAAUGUACAAAUCAUAACAAUUGUCCAUAAUUAUUUUAAUUCUUAUCCAAAGUUUUAUUAUAAGCUAAGAUCUCAUGCGGAAUUUGUAGCGAUAUAGAGCGUUUAAGUUGUGUAAUUAGUGCAGAUUUUUUAUUUAUUGAUAAAUCUUUCGAUUUUUAUGUAAAGUUGUUUUUUUAACGCGUUUAGUUCUUAACAGGAUGUCAUUCCAAAGUACGAUACUAUAGGCAGUAAGAUAGUGAAAUGCAAUAGGCGGUAGAGAGGCUGCCCGAGAUUACUUCACGAAUAUAUUCCUUGACUGGGUUUUGUUUAUGCAUUAACUGAAUAAAGGACAAACCGUAUA
Messenger RNA from Colias croceus (clouded yellow), 6261 nucleotides. It is a transcript of the gene Fak, whose product is annotated as focal adhesion kinase 1. The record is from RefSeq and is a predicted model, not a curated record. The coding region runs from base 190 to 5130 and encodes 1646 amino acids. Gene Ontology annotation, biological process: signal complex assembly; protein phosphorylation. Lineage: Eukaryota; Metazoa; Arthropoda; Insecta; Lepidoptera; Pieridae. The transcript is spliced from 26 exons. Gene Ontology annotation, molecular function: protein tyrosine kinase activity; ATP binding. Gene Ontology annotation, cellular component: cytoskeleton; focal adhesion.